AGCAGGGAGCGAGCGAUGGUGCGGGCUGGCCGGGGGGAUGGAAGCUGCGUCGCCACCGCUGAGGCGCGGCUGUCCCGCCGCCACCACCACCACCGCCCCCUCUGCCCCCUCCUGCUGCUGCUGCUGCUGUCUUCGCGGCCCGCGGGCUCCGAGAGCCUGAGGGGCCCUAUGGCUAUGGAGGCAGCCCUUCCCGCCACCGGGCCCGGCCUGAGCGUCUACAUGAGCCAGGAGGAGGUGCGACGCCUCAUCGGUAUUGAUGCAGAACUUUAUUACGUGAGGAAUGAUCUUAUCAAUCACUAUGCUUUAUCCUUUAAUCUGCUAGUACCGAUAGAGACAAACAGCCUCCAUUUCAGUUGGCAUGCCAAGGCCAAGAUUGAAUACAAAUUGGGAUUUCAGGUUGAUAAUACACAGGCUAUGGAGAUGCCACAAACAAAUAUUUCUGAACAAGGAGAAGUCCCUCGCACUUUAUCAGUGUUUCGGGUGGAACUCUCUUGCACUGGCAGAUUAGACUCUGAGGUUACGGUACUAAUGCAGCUCAACAUGACAAUAAAUGCUUCCAAAAAUAUCACAGUUUUAAAUUUCAAACGAAGGAAAAUGUGCUAUAAAAAACUUGAAUUAGAAGUAAAACCACCAAUAUCAGACAAAAAUAACAGCAAAGCUAUUUUUGAUCCUGUAAAUGCAGCUCCCACCACUUCUACGCGUGUGUUUUAUAUCAGUGUAGGAGUUUGCUGUGCAGUCAUAUUCCUGGUGGCAAUAAUACUAGCUGUUUUGCAUCUUCACAGUAUGAAGAGAAUAGAGUUGGAAGACAGCAUUAGCGACAGCAGUAGUUCUCAAGGCUUAUCCCAGCCUUCAACUCAAACAACACAGUACUUGAGGGCUGACACACCUAACAAUGCAACGCCAAUUACUAGUUAUCCUACAUUACGGAUAGAGAAGAAUGACCUUAAAAGUGUAACCCUCAUGGAGGCAAAGGCUAAAGUGAAGGACAUAGCAAUCUCCAGAGAGAGAAUAACUCUAAAAGAUGUUCUUCAAGAAGGCACGUUUGGUCGAAUUUUCCAUGGAACUUUAAUAGAAGAGAAAGACCCUAGUAAAGAAAAGCAAAUGUUUGUCAAAACAGUAAAAGAUCAAGCCUCAGAAGUUCAAGUGACAAUGAUGUUGACAGAAAGCUGUAAACUCAGAGGUCUUCAUCACAGAAAUCUGCUCCCUAUCACUCACGUUUGUAUAGAGGAAGGAGAAAAACCUAUGGUGCUCUUGCCUUAUAUGAACUGGGGAAACCUCAAGCUAUUUUUGCGACAGUGCAAACUAGUAGAAGCCAAUAAUCCUCAGGCAAUUUCACAACAAGAUCUUGUACACAUGGCUAUUCAGAUUGCAUGUGGAAUGAGCUACUUAGCCAGAAGGGAGGUCAUUCACAAAGACCUGGCUGCUAGAAACUGUGUCAUUGAUGAUGCACUUCAAGUAAAGAUUACAGACAAUGCCCUGUCCAGAGACUUAUUUCCCAUGGAUUAUCAUUGCCUCGGAGAUAAUGAAAACAGACCAGUGCGGUGGAUGGCUCUUGAAAGCUUGGUUAACAAUGAGUUUUCCGGUGCUAGUGAUGUGUGGUCUUUUGGAGUAACCUUAUGGGAACUGAUGACUUUGGGACAAACUCCAUAUGUAGAUAUCGACCCGUUUGAGAUGGCUGCCUAUCUCAAGGAUGGAUACAGAAUAGCUCAGCCAAUCAACUGCCCCGAUGAAUUAUUUGCUGUGAUGGCUUGUUGCUGGGCACUAGAUCCUGAGGAAAGACCUAAAUUCCAACAGCUUGUGCAGUGCCUCACUGAAUUUCACGCAGCAUUGGGAGCCUAUGUCUGACACCAGGCGCACGGACUCUAUUCUGCUUGGAAAGGGACACUGUUCACAUAACAGUGAAAUGUGUCUAUUUAUACACACUGCAACCUAAAAUUCAUUACCUGGAAGUAAAUCCCACUGAUUUCAGUGGAGUUUCCACAUAAUGUGAUUAGGAUCAGGGAGCAAGCAUGUGAAGCAGCAACACUAGAAGAGGAUUUUUGAAAUCACUGUGCCUUAAAAUAGCCUGGAUUUUGGGGUUGGGUAUUGGUGUAAGUGUAUGUUUUAUUCUACAUAUCACUUACAUAGAAUUGCAAUGGUUUAAUUUCCCAAAUGAAUUCCUAGAAUCUAGGUAUAAUGGACUAGAACAUGAAUUGGAUGAAUUUUGGCACUGUUAAAGAAGAUAUAAACUUAAUCCAGAAAUGUUUGAACUGACAAGUAUGAGGACGCAUGUGUACAAUUCUAAAGUGGCAAAAGUCAUCCCCUUUCUCCCUUUCCCCAGCCAAAAAGACUUGUGUGUGUUGCAGCAUCAAAAUAUUUAAAAUUAUUUGACUGGUUUUGGUGUUCAGGUUUGUAGUUGGAAUAGUCUUUUUUUCCUUCUUUUUUUUUUUUUUUUGGUAUCAGUUUUGCUUUUCUUUUAAGACGACAGCACAAUAUGGUUGGAACCACAAGUGGCCUUUUAUUAUGUUUUAAUCCAGUUCUUCAACACCAGUUCUUGUGUUGGGAUAAAACUUGCUUUCAAAAUGCAUUAUCCCCCUUCUAAGACAUCAAGAAAUUAUGUAAAACUGAUUCCAGUUUAUCUCUAUAAGAGUAAAAUGGAGCCUCAUGUUAAAUGGUUAAUUGCAGACAAGAUGUUCCAAGUGCUAGAACUUCAGAAAAGCGCCAAAGCAUCCCUCAUAUUAGGACCCUUUCAUCUCAGUCUGUAGAAUGCAGCUUUUCUUGAUAAAAAGGUACUGGUUUAUGUGUUUAGGAUUUUUUAUGACCUGAAAAGGAAUAAAAUAUAUAAAUAUAUAUA
Messenger RNA from Elgaria multicarinata webbii, 2833 nucleotides. RefSeq names its product receptor like tyrosine kinase (gene RYK). NCBI's taxonomy places the organism in Eukaryota, Metazoa, Chordata, Lepidosauria, Squamata, Anguidae. Gene Ontology annotation, biological process: axonogenesis; cell surface receptor protein tyrosine kinase signaling pathway; multicellular organism development. Bases 16 to 1845 code for a protein of 609 amino acids. The transcript is spliced from 15 exons. The record is from RefSeq and is a predicted model, not a curated record. Gene Ontology annotation, molecular function: protein kinase activity; ATP binding. Gene Ontology annotation, cellular component: signaling receptor complex; plasma membrane.